AUGCAAAGUUUGGCCCCCCCGCCUCCCGCGGUGACGGACCCUCCUGAUUGGCCCAGAGGACCCCCGGGAGGUGGUUCAUCCUGCUGGGCAAAAGCCUUCCAGCGUAUAAAAACUUCUCCCUUCUGGUCACUGCCAGCUCAACAAGAAGGCGGAAGCCCGACAAGGAGUGACUACGAAGCGUCCCUGGGGGAGAUCGACAUCGUCGGCGAGGAUGAUCCGAGCUCCGGGGCGGAGUUCGACUCCUCGGGUGCGGACUCCUGCGCGGAGAGCGAGGGCGCGGACGCCCCCACCCCCUCGUCCCCGUCACCGUCGUCCUCCUUUGGGAAGGCUGCGGUGAAGCCGCCGUACUCCUACAUCGCGCUCAUCACCAUGGCCAUCCUGCAGAGCCCCAUGAAGAAGCUCACCCUCAGCGGCAUCUGCGACUUCAUCAGCAACAAGUUCCCCUACUACCGGGACAAGUUCCCCGCCUGGCAGAACUCCAUCCGGCACAACCUGUCCCUCAACGACUGCUUCAUCAAGAUCCCCCGGGAGCCCGGGAACCCCGGCAAGGGCAACUACUGGUCCCUGGACCCGGCUUCGGAGGACAUGUUCGACAACGGCAGCUUCCUCCGGCGCAGGAAGAGGUUCAAGAGGACCCAAGCGGACUUCGGGAAGGACGGACUCGUCUUCUACUCCAACUACUGCCGACAUUUGGGCCAGCCGUACCCGCUGCCGGUGCAGGUCGUUCCCGCGUCCUACUUUGUGAAGCGCGCUGGAGCCAAAGACUUGAGCGGCACAGAAGCGACGAGCCGCGCUGCACAAUCCAAAUGCUCCUUCAGUAUAGACUCCAUCAUGAGCACGCCGGCUCUCCCCCGUUACCCACACUUCAUGUCCAACCCCGCGGCCUGCCUGGUUCCUGCCCCCCUGCAGAGUCCCGCCACUCCGUUUGGGCCUUCCUCCGUCCUGAGCGGCGACCAUGUCAGAUGUUCAUACCCACACUGCUGACGUGUGCUGCCAUGAUGUCAUUGUGUGCCUCACAUGCACAAUGUUACUUUGGCUCGUUUCUUAAAGAAAUAUAACUGUACAGGCUGCAUGAUAUUUGUGUAAUGAGUGUGGAAGGAAGCCGUGUAAAUAAGAUGUCAUGUAAUAUAUGAGUGGAAGUAGCGCCAUGCUGCAGUAGGCUUCACAAUGAAUGUUUUUAUUAAUAAAUAAAUGUUACAAAUUGUAAAAAAAAUACAUGAGAUUUGAUCUUUCCAUCGGUGUCCGUGCUGUCUAUCCAUCUAUAUCUAUC
Molecule: messenger RNA, 1270 nt
Organism: Entelurus aequoreus (snake pipefish)
Lineage: Eukaryota; Metazoa; Chordata; Actinopteri; Syngnathiformes; Syngnathidae
Gene: foxd5
Product: forkhead box D5
Exons: 2
Coding region: 1-984 (327 amino acids)
Biological process (GO): regulation of transcription by RNA polymerase II; anatomical structure morphogenesis; cell differentiation
Molecular function (GO): DNA-binding transcription factor activity, RNA polymerase II-specific; RNA polymerase II cis-regulatory region sequence-specific DNA binding
Source: RefSeq, a predicted model, not a curated record